AUGAACGCUCUGUUAUAUCGCCCUGUCCUCGCCAGAGCUCCCUGGGUGUGCAGGACCUGCCAGUCGCAUUUCUCGACAACAGCAAUUCUAUCGCAUAAACGGACGAGGAAUUCUCUCCCUGAUGCGCCAGCACGAACUCGUUUUGCGCCCUCGCCGACGGGAUACCUCCAUCUCGGAUCGUUGAGGACGGCGUUGUUCAACUACCUGCUCGCAAAACGUACCGGAGGCCAGUUCCUUCUCCGCAUUGAGGAUACAGACCAGAAAAGGACGGUUCCCGGAGCAGAGCAGAGGCUAUACGAUGACCUAGAAUGGGCUGGGAUUCAAUGGGACGAAGGUACGGUUUCGACCGAGCGUCUCAUUUCGAGCGGCCAUGCAUACAGAUGCUUUUGCACUCCGGAACACCUCGAUAGCGUUGCCCGGCACCGUAACGACCUAGGCUUAACCCCGGGAUACGAUCGAACUUGCGCCGGAGUAUCACAGGGGGAGUCGGAUGAGCGAGCGGCGAAAGGAGAGCUUCACGUCACUCGUCUCCGAGUGACUGAUCAGUAUCCCAUGUUCAAUGACCUUGUGUACGGGAAGACUGGUCAGAACCGCCCGGCCGGACAGCGAGGAGGACACGAGGGUGUAUUCCCAGACCCAAUUCUCAUAAAAUCCGAUGGCCACCCAACAUAUCAUCUUGCCAAUGUUGUGGAUGAUCACUUUAUGAAAAUCACCCACGUUAUCCGCGGCACUGAAUGGAUGGCUUCAACCCCGAUGCAUAUGGCGCUGUAUAAUGCCUUUGGAUGGACACCACCGCAAUUCGGCCACGUCCCUCUACUGGUCGACAUGAACGGUCAGAAGCUCAGCAAGCGUAAUGCCGACAUAGAUAUCUCGUUUUUCAAAGACCAACAAGGAAUUUUCCCGGAGACGUUAGCUAACUUUGCUGCACUCCUUGGGUGGUCUCAUACUCGCAAAUCGGAUGUCUUCAGUUUAGAUGAAUUGAAGGAAACCUUCGAUUUAAAACUCACCAAGGGGAACACUGUCGUUGCCUUUGAGAAAUUGUGGUUCCUGCAGAAAGCGCAUGCGAAGCGUUAUGCUACCGAAGGUGGCCCUCAGUUUGAUAUUAUGACACAGCAGGUUGUCAACGCUGCAAAUGACCUAUUCGCACCGGAACAACUGUCACCUAUCCUUAAGGGCCGCCCGUUGGAUAAAUAUGUGGCAUCUCUCCUUCGAGAGGGAGCUCGAUCAUAUACAACCGCCAAAGACUUUAUUAGCCAAAAUAUAUCGUUCUUUACACAGACGAUGGAUCGACCGCCAUAUACCUCUGCGGCGGCAGCUAAAAACCCAUCAACUUACAUACAGCCGGCUGUCCCCAUUUCUACUCUCCAUACAGCUGCUGCUGCACUAUCCAUGGUCCCCGAGGAGCAUUGGACAGUCGAAACCCAUCGUGCAAAUAUUUCAUCCUACAUAUUCUCUGACUCCCCAGCGUCCACCUCCGAUGGGGAUGCUACCUCAGCAAAGAUGGAACAGGAUGCCAGGAAAGAGCUUUUCCAUUAUCUGCGCUGGGCACUUUCUGGGGGAGCUCCUGGUAUUGGAAUUCCCGCCAGUAUGGAAAUAUUAGGACGGGACGAAACAAUCCGUCGAUUACAGAGUGCGAGAGAAGCUACUAAGAGCCUGCUACCUAGUAAUUCAACAUCUGGAAAAACCGCUCCUGAGAUGAGCGAGGGAACUGCGGACUCUAAAGCCUGGAUGGGAUCACUGGCUGGGUUGGCCAAGUAA
Molecule: messenger RNA, 1758 nt
Organism: Arthroderma uncinatum
Lineage: Eukaryota; Fungi; Ascomycota; Eurotiomycetes; Onygenales; Arthrodermataceae
Product: glutamyl-tRNA synthetase
Exons: 5
Coding region: 1-1758 (585 amino acids)
Biological process (GO): glutamyl-tRNA aminoacylation
Molecular function (GO): tRNA binding; ATP binding; zinc ion binding
Source: RefSeq, a predicted model, not a curated record